Molecule: messenger RNA, 2394 nt
Organism: Apiotrichum porosum
Lineage: Eukaryota; Fungi; Basidiomycota; Tremellomycetes; Trichosporonales; Trichosporonaceae
Gene: KIP2
Product: Kinesin-like protein kip2
Exons: 5
Coding region: 1-2394 (797 amino acids)
Biological process (GO): microtubule-based movement
Molecular function (GO): microtubule binding; ATP binding; microtubule motor activity
Source: RefSeq, a predicted model, not a curated record
AUGGGCGAACACUCGUCACGUUCGCAUUCCCCAAAGGUCACCACCUCACGACCCCGCGUGAUCGGUCGCCCUGCCAGCGCAAUGCCUACUCCCCGACCGGCUUCCGCAGCCUCCUCUGCGGCGACGUUGGCUCCACUUGGGAACCACAACGAUAACGUCCCCGACUCUCCCCAGUCCGUCCUGUCGCCCGUGCAGGGCGCACCAAAGCUCAAGAUCAAGUGUGCAACCACUCCCGAGGCGCGGUCCCGUGUCCUUGUCAAGCCCCGAGGACCGCCGCCACCGCGCAUGAAGCCGCUCAUCCGUGAUGUCGAGGACAACUGGGUUAGCGGCACCACAGAACAUCAGGCCGUCCUGGAUGCCAUGGAACCUGCUCCUAUACUUGAUGCGUCGGAAACGGUGCUCGUAUCAGUCCGUGUUCGUCCCCACAACAGCACCGAGCUGCGACUGGACCCCACGUCAGCAUGGUACACAUCUACAUUCAACGACCGCAUGAUCAAACUCACCAAGGGUCGUGAUGGCCAGCGCGAUAACCGCGAAUGGAACUUUGACCGUAUCCUUCCCCCAGAGACCGACAACGCCAAGAUUUAUGCCACUUCGGCCAGGGCACAUGUCAGAUCUGCCAUGGAGGGCUACAAUGCCGUCGUGUUUGCAUACGGCCAGACGGCAUCCGGCAAGACUUUCACUCUUACAGGUUCACCAACCAACCCCGGUAUCAUUCCUCUGGCCAUUUCGGACCUCUUUGCCCAAAUCAGGGCCACUCCUGACCGCGAGUUCCUGCUGCGCGCAUCCUACCUCGAACUCUACAACGAGACCAUUAUCGACCUUCUCUCACCCGAGGCUGGGCGUGAGCUCUCGAUUUCCGAGGGACGGAAGAAGGGCGAGAUUAUCAUCAAUGGUCUCACCGAGUGCGCCGUGCGUACAGAGGACGAGGUGCGCAAGCUCAUUCGCUUGGGCGAGGAACGUCGCAAGGUCGGUGGCACGGACUGGAACCAGCCGUCAGACGGUACUCGGACUCCAGGCCGUGACAAGACCACUCGCAUUUCGACCUUGUCCAUUAUCGACUUGGCCGGUUCAGAAAGGCACACCAGCUCCAAGGAGCGCAAUGCCGAGGGCAAACACAUCAACCAGUCGCUUCUCACUCUGAAGCUGGUUAUUUCCAAGCUUGCCGACAUGGCAUCCAAGCGCCAAGUCACGCACGUCCCUUACCGCGACAGCAAACUCACUCGUCUGCUGCAACCGUCGCUAUCCGGUGAUGCGCUCAUUUCGGUCAUUUGCACUAUUUCACCGGCGUACGUCAACCUCGCCGAGUCCAUCUCGACCCUCUCCUUUGCUCAGGGCCUCAAGCGGGUGAUGCUGUCGGCCCAGCGCAAGGAGGUGGUGGAUCCCGAGGCCCUUAUCCAGCAGUACCAGAGCGAGAUUGCCGACCUCAAGGCGCUCCUCCGUGAAAAGGAGCUGACCCCUACCAACACCGCAACGAGUAAGAGCGACAGGCGAAAGACCCAACAGAAGAAUCAAGAGAUGGAGAGCCGUCUCAACGAGCUCAAGAGUCUUAUCCUUACAUCGGCCUCGAUCGAUGUCGCAUCCCACGCCGCAGGUUCCGCUACUCCAAUGGCACGCCCACUCAGCCCCACCAAGCUCAAGUACCCCAAGCUCGACUUGGCAAAGUCGACCAGUGGCCUUCAAGAGGAGCUCCACAGCGCCGAGCUUCGCAUCACCGAACAAGAGGACGAGAUUGCCCGCCUCAAGGCAGAGCUCGACGUCCGUCCCGUGAACCCCGAUGAGCGAUGCCUUAAGCUGCAGGACGAGGUCAACCAGCUGCGCAUGAUUGCGGACGACUAUGAGCGACACCUGCGCGAGCCGUCGCGCAAGGUCCGCGAAGACGUUGACAAGGAAUGGAACGCAAAGCACAAAAAGGUGCUUGACCAGCUCGAGAGCAAGACCAUCUGGGCAAACCGCCUGCAUAACAACAUGAUUGUUAUUGAGGAGGAGAAGCGUAUGCUUCAUACACGGUGCAAGGAGGCCGAAGCCAAGGUCCUCGCCGUGUUUGAGUGGGUCAACGCUGCUCUCACCGAGGACUCGGACGACGUCGAGGAAUACCCAUACUCAUCCGCGUCGCCCUUCACCCCCUCGUCAACAGCAGCAGCAACGACCCCCACCGCCAAGCUGCCUCCAGGUCAUGGCGACUUUGGCCCCGGCGUUGCAGGUGCGGCCGAGAAACUCGCCUCGCUCACCAUGAACGCGUCCCGUAUGCGCAAGUCGGGAGUCAACCAACGCGACCUCCAGACCGAGUUCAAGGACUGGUUCCAGGGCAGCUUGUCGCGCCCACCCCGUGGAUCUCUCUUGCACACCGAGACGAUGCCAGUGUUGGCGGACGUGGACGACGACGUGUUUUAG